GUUCAUAUUUCUGAAUCAUGAAUUGAGUCAGGAUCAGGGAUCAUCUGAUUUGCCCAUCUGCUUCUUGGCAGAAUGCAUCUCCUCGGCUUCAAGAUCAUACGCCCAGUACAGCUCGGAGCUGGAUUCUGAAUUGAUUCAGGUUUGGAGCCUGGGAUGGGGCACCUCUCCAUGCCUUGCUCAGUAUUUAAAUUCUCCUAUAAGUCAGGUAAGGGCCAGGGGACAGGAUGGUAUCUGAGAGGAGUGGGCUGUGCUCUUUCAACCUCAAGCUCUGAUUCAGCUGGGACAGCGCUGUGGUCCUGUGGUCUUCCGGUGAGCUUACAGAUGGACAGUGGUGGUGGGGAGCUCACCCCAGCAGUUGGUGUAGGAAUUGAGGCAGAAACAGCAUGAAGGACCCCAGCGUCAUCAAGGUCCCGGUCUCUUUUCUACUAACUGUGUAAGUGACAUUUCAUUCUGCUCAUCCCCAAGGCAAAGUUGGAUGUUUUUAAAGUGGAAAAAAAAAUGAGCGGAAAAAGAAACGGGGAAGGUGGGAAGAGGUGGAAAUGGAAGGGCACAGGAGUGCCCGUGCGCAGCGGAGAUGCCACCUUCCCCAAAGCCAUGGACAACGUGACGGUCCGGCAGGGGGAGAGCGCCACCCUCAGGUGCACUAUUGACAACCGGGUCACCCGGGUGGCCUGGCUAAACCGCAGCACCAUCCUCUAUGCUGGGAAUGACAAGUGGUGCCUGGAUCCUCGCGUGGUCCUCCUGAGCAACACCCAAACGCAGUACAGCAUCGAGAUCCAGAAUGUGGAUGUAUAUGACGAGGGCCCAUACACCUGCUCUGUGCAGACAGACAACCACCCAAAGACCUCUAGGGUCCACCUCAUUGUGCAAGUAUCUCCAAAAAUUGUAGAGAUUUCUUCAGAUAUCUCCAUUAACGAAGGGAACAAUAUCAGUCUCACCUGCAUAGCAACGGGUAGACCAGAGCCUACGGUUACUUGGAGACACAUCUCCCCCAAAGCUGUUGGCUUUGUGAGUGAAGAUGAAUACUUGGAAAUUCAGGGCAUCACCCGGGAGCAGUCAGGGGACUACGAGUGCAGUGCCUCCAAUGACGUGGCCGCGCCCGUGGUACGGAGAGUAAAGGUCACCGUGAACUAUCCACCAUACAUUUCAGAAGCCAAGGGUACGGGUGUCCCCGUGGGACAAAAGGGGACACUGCAGUGUGAAGCGUCAGCAGUCCCCUCAGCAGAAUUCCAGUGGUACAAGGAUGACAAAAGACUGAUUGAAGGAAAGAAAGGGGUGAAAGUGGAAAACAGACCUUUCCUCUCAAAACUCAUCUUCUUCAAUGUCUCUGAACAUGACUAUGGGAACUACACUUGCGUGGCCUCCAACAAGCUGGGCCACACCAAUGCCAGCAUCAUGCUAUUUGAACUAAAUGAGCCUACGAGCUCAACUUUGUUGCAAGAAGUGAAAACUACAGCCCUGACCCCUUGGAAAGGCCCGGGCGCCGUCAGCGAGGUGAGCAACGGCACGUCGAGGAGGGCAGGCUGCGUCUGGCUGCUGCCUCUUCUGGUCUUGCACCUACUCCUCAAAUUUUGAUGUGAAUGCCACUUCCCCACCCGGGAAAGGCUGCUGCCACCGCCACCACCGACACAACAGGAACGGAACACCGACAGCAACCAAUCAGAUAUAUUCAAAUGAAAUUAGAAGAAACACAGCCUCAUGGGACAGAAAUUUGAGGGAGGGAAACAAAGAAUACUUUGGGGGAAAAAAGUUUAAAAAAAAAGAAAUUGAAAAUUGCCUUGCAGAUAUUUAGGUACAACGGAGUUCUCUUUCUUUUCCCAAAUGGGAAGAACGCACACCCGGCUUGGACCCACUGCAAGCUGCAUCGUGUGACCUCUCUGGUGCCAGUGUGGGUGAGGGCUCAGUCGCUCUGCCCACAGAGUGCCCUCACAUGGAACAUUCUGGAGCUGGCCAUCCCACAUUCAACCAGUCCAUAGAGACGAACAGAGUGAGACCUUCCGGCCCAAGCUUGGCGCUGCGGGCACUUUGGUAGACUGUGCCACCACGGUGUGUGUUGUGAAACAUGAAAUAAAAAGACAGAGAAAGAAAGAAAAAGGAAAAAAAAAUAAGACCGUCCGACAGCAACAACAAUCCCACAAACAACAGUCACAAAAAGACACCGUUAAACAUUUUUUUUUUUCUCAUUUUACUACAUGGACAUCAUGGAUAACAAGGGAUUCUGACUCAUUAUUAAUUUUAUUAAUUAUAUUUUCUGAUAUGAGUCUAGAACUUAGUGCAAAACAAGACAAAACUAAAAAAUACACAACUGAAAAGGGUGAAGAGAAGUAUGUUUGUUAAACAGUAAAAAUGAAUUGAAUAGUGUUCUUCUUAACUAGGUUUACAACUGGUGGACCACACACCAGGCACUAAUCACCUGGUGAGGAUUUGGCAUAUCCACCAAAAAUACAUCUGAUUUAACCAACAUCUCCACCAGCGCUACAGAUUCCUCCCGAUUCUGGCAUCUCAUGCAGACAAUACCAUGCUCUCUACACACUGUUUAGAAAUGGAAAGGUGAUCUGCACUGUAUCUUGGGUUUGUUGGCUAUGCUUCUUUUGAUGACAUAUAUUAUACAGUAUAUAUAUACAUAUAUUUUUUUUGUUAGAGUUCUAGCCAUUUUAUUUCUCCGCAGGGUCCUUUCUCAGACAUUACUGCAUGCUGUAUAUGGCGUUAGCUGUGUGUUGAUCUUCUAAAAGAUGAUAGAGUUUACUGGUAAUUGUGUAAUCAGCUCCUGCCUUUUUGUUUUCUUGGGUUCUUUACAUGUCAGAGACAGUUAUAAAAAGUGAAAAGAGAAAAAAACCCGACUAACACCAGGCGCAGCAUCUUUCCAGGUGUGGCCCUGCACGUAGGCCACCCCCAGCGGCCCGCUUCUCCAUCCUGCCCUGCGGCAUUAACAGGCAGCAAGCAACUGAACAAGGAGAACCGUCAGGACCUACUUGCUUUAGCCCAUUAUGGGAAUCUCUGAUGCCUUUGUGACCACUGGAGAGUUCAAUCCUCUUGGUUUAUUUUAUUUAAUUUCCCACCUUUGUGUGAGUGUGUAUGAAAGAGAAGAAAAUGCAAUUUUUAGGUAAUCUUUUUUUUCCCUCCCCUGAAAGUCUGGGAACCAGAGAGUCUUCGGGGAGGGGUCCUGGAUGUGAUGAGGGAAAGUGGGAUUGGGGGACCGGGGAGGGUGGGGUUGUCUCUGACUUGACAUUAAAAAGUGUUCCAUGUCCCUCUUCA
Molecule: messenger RNA, 3255 nt
Organism: Cebus imitator (Panamanian white-faced capuchin)
Lineage: Eukaryota; Metazoa; Chordata; Mammalia; Primates; Cebidae
Gene: NTM
Product: neurotrimin
Exons: 11
Coding region: 499-1575 (358 amino acids)
Cellular component (GO): neuron projection
Source: RefSeq, a predicted model, not a curated record